Eleginops maclovinus (Patagonian blennie) is the source of this 3179-nucleotide messenger RNA. It is a transcript of the gene mavs, whose product is annotated as mitochondrial antiviral signaling protein. Lineage: Eukaryota; Metazoa; Chordata; Actinopteri; Perciformes; Eleginopidae. The transcript is spliced from 5 exons. The record is from RefSeq and is a predicted model, not a curated record. The coding region runs from base 89 to 1864 and encodes 591 amino acids.
GUGAAGGAGACAGCGCAGCUUUUAGUGUGAGAGCAGGAAUAGCUUUUGAGAGUGAGUCACGUACUGCUGAGGCACCGCAACACCAAAGAUGUCGUUUGCCAGUGAAAAGCUGUACAAUGGGUAUCUGCGGCGGAAUAUGCCGGCCAUUGUGACCAGGGUGAAAGUGAGAGAAAUAAUGAUCCACCUGCCUUGCUUGACUGCUCAUGACAGGGAAAACAUCGAGGCAAAAAGAGAGGUUUGUGGGAACUACGACGGCAUGGUGCUUCUGCUGGACUGUCUGAAGAGAAGAGAAAACUGGCCCGAGCAGUUCAUUGAAGCACUCGAGGCGUGUGAGCAGACUAAUUUAGCUGCUGAGAUUAGAGCAGAAUACGACACUCUGCGAGGCACCAACAAUUCCAACCCCAGCUCUCCUCCAACAACUGUCGUCAGGGCACACGUGCAUCCAGCACCAUCUGCCAGUCCUCUGUCCGUCCCACAGAGCGGUGCAAACAGUCAGGCUGCUGCUGCUGCUGCUGCUGCUGCUGUUGUUCCUCCGCCAGCUGAAGCAGCAGCUCCUGUAGAGCCGGCUGCCCAGGCCUCGCCACCUCCUAAAAUCCCUGUGCAGUCACAAUCCCCCCCGAGCGCAGAAGCCAGAGCUCCUGAGGUUGUUUCCCCUCCACAGCCAACUCGGGGUGAAGUGGAACCCCCUCCAUCAACCCCUCCUCCUUCCCCUGAAACACCAAAUACUCAGGCCACCACCACGCCUCAGACGGAGAGCAACUCCCACCAGGAGCCGGUGGAAAACUCUGAAUCCGACAUCCAGGAGGUCUCCGGUGAUGAUGCCGCAUUGCCCGAUCAGGUGAGCCCCGGAAACAGCGAGGUAUUGAUUGACACUGAGGCCCCUCCACAACCCCCCCCUCCUAUUGAGGAGCUUGAAACAGCGUCUCCAUCCGUCCAAGAUUCUGUCGAAGCAACAACAACAACCUCCACGGAGAUCAGUCCUCCCCAGAGUCCCUCUCCAUCUCAGAUGAAUUCGGAUGUGACCGAUGGAUCCUCUUUCCUAAUGUUGACCCCAGAGAAGCCUCCAGUCCAGGACAGCACCCCCCCUGUGGACAUUAAACCUACUCCUGUCCUGCUGCCUGAAAUGUCUGGGCCUCCUGCGACACAGGUUAUGGAAAGCAGCCCGCAGACAGAAACUGAAGCUACCUCCUCUCCCCUGCCGGGUGCUGCAGAGAUGGACCCCUCUAUCUUUGAUGACAGCUCUGUGUCUCUGGGAAAACCUGAACCACUCCUCAGCAUCUGCCCACAAAAAGGUGUUAUCCCUGCUUUCCCUGAACAAAGAGAGCAGGUGCAGCCCUAUUCUGGAAACAGUCAGCGUCUGGAAAUCAGCAAUGCUGCACCAGAAGCUGUGACUUCUCCCAGCCUCCCUACUUGCUCCACCUCUGUGAAUACCGCACUGCCAUGCCAGGAGAACGGCAUCGCUUCUAACCAUAGCGAACCGGAGGAAAACCACUACGAGUCUCCCUGUGAGAGUUUGGAUAUGCAGGAAGUGCGGGAGAAUGUUGUGCAUAUAUCUGAGGAGCCUUCUAUCCUUGACCUAGACGGCCAAAACUCAAUACCACAUGCGCAAAUCAUGAAUAGUGACGCAGCCAAAGAGAUCCCCCCUGCGCCACAACUAUCCCCCAACACUCUGGAUACUGGAUUGAGUGUAAACACCCCUUCUGGUGAGAACUGCCACCCUUCUGAGCCCACACGUCCUGAUACCUCCCCAGAGCCGAAGACGCUGCCAAAUUCAGAGAAGAAGUCGAAUAAUACUAAGUACAUUCUGACGGCUGCAGGAGUGGGCGCCUGUGCCCUGCUGAUGGCGUGGAGGUUUAAGAAUUAAGUGGAUUGAAUACCUUUUUAAAGGAGGAGAAGAUUAGGCUUUAAGGCUUUUUAAAAGAGGAUCUUAUGGUUAUGGUGCCUUAUUGUAGUCAGUGAACUGGAAGGGUGCUAGGAAGCUUUGUAAUAAUUACCUUUAGUAAUAAUAGCUGACUGGCCAGACCUUUGAUCACGGCAUUAAUAACAAGUAUUUUGUUGAGUUGGGCCUUGCUUUAUUAUAUUACUGUGAAAUGAAGUCUGCCCCAGUAAACGAAACACAAAUCUACCCUUUUUAUUCUAGUUGGGGACUUCAUGGAAAUGGGUUCUCAGGUUAUUUAUGCAUAUGCAGCUGAGUUUGUAAAGAAACACUUAUGCUGUGUAUUAAUUAUAUAAAUAUUUGUAUGUCUGAUAAGCACUUUUAAGAUAAGACUGUUGGCUGUCAUCCUGUGAAGAUAAGUGUACCAAGGACCUGAAAUUACUGGAUCUUGACUGAGGAAGAAAGAGUGCCAGUAUCACACUCCGUAAACGAUGGCUAGUGCACUAUGUAUUUAUUUGUACAUAUAUAGAGAUGAUAAAGGUAUCCAAUUAUGUACUUUAGGAAAUGCGAUUUCAAAAACAUUCCAAAGCAAUGUACUCUUCAAAACCAUGGCAUUGCUUCAAAGUGAGAUUUCUUUCAUAGCUCUGUCCUGUUUCUUUUUCGAGCCAGAGAUUAAGGCGACUUGUUGUAUUCCAAAACGCACAUUCAUUUUCAGCUUCACCCAGUCCAAUCACACAACUUCCAAAUUCUCAAAAGUUUUACGAGAGCCAAAAUCAAUUCAUGGAAGGUAUUAACUUUGAGCUAUCAUGUUGUUGGCUACAAAUGUAACUUGGUUUUUAAAUGUUCACUUUUGUGGUUAUGCUCGUUUCUUUUGAUGUUAAAACAGGAACAUUUUUUAAUUGUUGUUAGUGUUACACGCUAUAGUUGUUAUCCUUUUAGAAAGUAAAAAAAAAAUAAACUGCAAGCUUCAUGGCCAUCAUCUGGUGUAAAUGUUUGAGAUGGGAUUUUAUUUUUCUAAAGUUGUUCCUCUAUUUUAAAAGAAAGUUUGGGAAGAUACCUCUUAUGAGGUGAGAUUUUAUUGUAAAUAGCAUUGUUAAUAUAAGAAAUGUAAGGGGAAAAUAAUAAAUGUCUAUGGUUUUGAACAUUUUAUUAGGGUAUUUGAGCUGCAAAGAUGCUUAAAUGUAUUUCGAAAAACAUGUCAAUUGUAAUCUCGGUUUAUGGUUUAUCAAAAAAUAUACAUACUGUCUCUGGAUACCCACUUGGCAAUCAUAUCAAUAAACCUGAAAUUAUAUUACAACAUAAA